AUGGUCUUCGCUGGGAUUUCCAUAUUUCCAAAUGGGUCUUUGUCUAACUUGAAUCUCACGCCGAACUGUGAGAAUUCCCUGUACCAGAAGGUUAACUGCGAUGGUUCUAUUUCGAUACUUGGGAGUAGCAGUUACGUUGGCAGCUUUGACAACUCGACAUUGACGGCCCUGAUAUGCGACGCUGGUUGCGGAUCUUCAAUCUCAGAUUUACAUAAUGCUGUUUCGGCUAACUGUGGCAAUACAGUCGGCUUAAUUCCCGGUCUUCCUUUUCUUGGCCUUGUCGACAUGUUCUGGAGCAAUUGGAACCAAUCCUGCUUCGUUGAUCCCACCACUAAUAAGAACUGCAAUGAUGUCAUUGCUGCUUUCCCGAACGUGACAGAUCUUUCCGAUCUCCCAACAUCGGACCUGUGUUCCUACUGUAAUGUUGAGAAACUAGCCUUGAUGCAGGCUGAUGCGUACACAGACGUGUAUGAUGAUCAUUGGGAGGCAACAUAUAAAUAUGUUGCGCAGACUUGUAAAAUCACCGUGGCAGACUUCAAUGCCACAGCGAGUGUCUUUAAUGUGUCCGUGCCAUCCGUCACUCCCAGUUGUGUUUCCAACGUCACAUAUGCAACUAAACGGGGCGACACCUGCGACUCGAUUGCUAUCAGCCAUGGUGUAUCAGCCGCUACCAUGUUCUACACGAAUCCAACUAUCGCCAACUGCUCCUCAAUCCUACCAGGAACAGAUCUCUGUCUGCCUCUGCAAUGCAGCGACAUCUACACCGUGCAACCCAAUGACACGUGUACCAGCAUUGCCAUAGCAAACGGCAUCAGCACUCAGGAUCUUCUUUCCUUCAACUCGCAGCUCAAUUGGAACUGCACGAAUUUGCAAUCUGUUAAUCCCUAUUGGGGUUCAACGCUCUGCGUAUCCACCCCAGGAGGAACCUACACAGGUCAAGCUUUGAACAUAUCCACAACCACUGGAUCCCAGAUAGUUAGCCCCCCAGCUGGUGCAACUGUAGCUCCAGGGACAACAACAAACUGUGGGCAGUGGUUUGUCAACAACGCGAGCCUCAACCUCACCUGCGCACAGCUUUGUCUAUCGAAUGAAAUUGCCAUCAAUCUCUUUACUGCGGCAAAUCCUUCACUUAAUAAGACAACUUGUGACAGUGAUCUAAUCACAGGGGAUGCUUACUGUGUAGAUCCGUUACCAGGUUGGAACUGGGGAACUAACUCUACCAGUAAUGCCACCACCACGACAACUAUUAUCACCCCCACGUCCUCCGCCACUACGUCCUAUACGUCAAUAGCCUCAAAUACCGCCACGACUACUAGACAGACAACCACAACAGUCUCUGUGCCGGGCCCUACACAAUCAGGCAUCCCCGCGAACUGCAAUGCAUAUUAUGUUGCUCAGCCCGGCGAUACAUGCGCAACCCCUGAGGCUAAAUAUGGGAUCACAAGUGCCCAAUUCCACGCUUGGAACCCGUCUAUCUCAUCAGACUGCUCACAAGGGUUUUGGGCUAACGAAGCGUACUGCGUCGGCGUAUCGAGCAGCGGCACAACCGCCACAUCUGGUCCGUCGAGCACCGAAGUAGUACCACCAGGCCCAACACAAUCUGGUAUACCAGCAAACUGCAACGAGUACUAUAUCGCACAAUGUAAGCUGGACGGCAGUUCUUUUGCAAUUAUUAAUCUUUCCCUUCCUCUCAAAUUAAUUCGUUCCGCGAGAUCAAACUAA
This is a messenger RNA of Talaromyces proteolyticus, 1722 nucleotides long. RefSeq lists its product as uncharacterized. Lineage: Eukaryota; Fungi; Ascomycota; Eurotiomycetes; Eurotiales; Trichocomaceae. The record is from RefSeq and is a predicted model, not a curated record. The transcript is spliced from 3 exons. Bases 1 to 1722 code for a protein of 573 amino acids.